UCUUAAGAUUUCUUUUUGUCAUAUCGUUCCGUAGUAUUUGUAUUCUCUUUGAUAUCGUUUUUAUCAUCUGUCAUAGAAGAAAUGACAACAUGAUAAUAUAGAAAACAUUAAAAAUGAAAAAUUGCUAUUCAAUAGACCACAACCAUGUCUACAGACCUUCCAGAUACGGCCCUAGAGAAAAUACCUUACAGUCAUAAAGUGCUCCUUGGCACUAUAGCCGGCAUGCUCGGAACUACGCUCUUCCAUCCACUGGAACUGGUUAAAGUUCGCAUGCAAAUAUACGACAAACCUGGAACGUCUUCGCAAAUGGCGCUGAAAAUGAUCAAAUGUGACGGGUACAAAGCCCUCUACAGGGGUCUUGGUGCGAGCCUGUUCCGACAAGCCACCUACACUCCCUCCGGACUCGCCCUCUACUACUAUCUUUGGGAAGAGUAUCUUCAUACAUACAAUGCCCCGCCGACGUAUGACGACAUGGCGGCAAUGGGCGUGCUGUCAGGACUGGUAAGCGGCUUCGCGUGCAUCCCCACGGAGGUGGUGCUGGUGCGGCUCAUGUCUGACGGGCCGAACGGGCCGUGCUGCGUCGGCAAGCUCGGGCGCCGGUACCGUGGCGUUUGCGACGUCUUUGCUAAAAUAGCAAAACGCGAAGGCGUGCGGUCACUGUGGCGCGGCGGCGUGUUGACUUUGACUCGUUCUAUGUUUGUGAGCUUCGAGCAGAUAGAAACCUAUGACGAGACCCCGCUGGUGAUCAGACAGAGAAACUUGGCGAAAGGUGUGGAACUACACUUCUACACGUCGGUGUUGUCGAGUUUUCUCACUGCAUUCGCCACAAUGCCGAUGGACACGGUUAAGACAUUGUUGUUUUGGAGUUUGCGAAGGAAAGCCAACAUGUUCAACCUGUACCAGCAUAUGAAAGCGAAUAGUGAUGGGAAAGAACAGAAGGAGCCAGAGACGACUGGUCACGAUCGGUUCUACCAGGAGCGUCCAAGGACGAGUUAUAGAAAGAAGAAGCGCCGCGGCGCGUGCCGGCGGGCGCAGUCCGCGGCCGAGCUUAACCCGGAGUCUAUUGCGGCCGCAAACAAAAGGAAUGCCUUCAGAAUACGCUCUGUGUCCACUGACAGGGAGGAGAGUGAAGAUGGUGGAAAACAAGACGAUGGCGAAAAAUCAUCGUGCGCUUGUAGUUCAAAAGAGAACUCAGAGCGAGCUCCGCUGGUGGCGCAAAAAAUCGACUCUUUAGCCAAGCUGCUAUUCAACAAAUCUUUAAUCGGAACUGGGUCCGGCAAGUCGUCGCCUUCCGAACCGCCCGCGUCGCCAAGAGUUGGUGAGCGGUCCAUGGAAAGUUCAGCUGCAUUGGCCAUCUGUUCAGAAUAUUUGUCACAAACUUCGAGAUAUGAUCUAAUUUCUCAACUCAGCGCCAUAGGGUCGCGUCCAAACAAAUACUGGUUCGCGAUACACGACAACUCCAUCAAAACAGAUCGACUGCUUACCUUGAUGCCAUUGACCCAUAAGUGUCCAAUCGAGCAGGGCGAGCGGUCCAGGAGCCUCAUAAUGGAGUUGUUCAGAGCCUUACACCAUCCGUACAUAUACCCAGUGUUGGACCUGGAACUCUGCAACGGGCACGCACUCACAGUACUGCCUUUUAACGCUAGGGGGAGUCUCAAGGAUCUUAUUUAUAAGAGCACGUGGAAUGAAGAAUAUAACAAGAAGUACAGCACAGCGGGCACGGGUCUGCCAGCAUGGCAGGUGGCGAGGUUCGGCAGACAGAUGCUGGAGGGCCUAUUGUUUCUAAAGGAGAAAGGGUUUCCGCCAUUCCGCCAUCUACACUGCGGCAACGUGAUGGUACAGAAUGGAGUUGCGAGGAUAUGUGGUUUGGAGAACACGUUAAUAGGCGCCGUCCCGCGGUGUCCCAUUGCUCUAGCGGCUCAGCUGGAUCAUGUAGAAGCAUUGUCUCUGGGUCACGUGCUGUUCGAGAUGUGUGCAGGCGCAGAGAUCGACCUGUCGCUGCUGCCUGACUUGCUACCUUCGUAUCCUCAUGUGGUGGAGAUAAUAGAACAAAUAUUCGGGCCACGCACCCCAUCCCUGCACGAGCUGCUGCUGUGCGAGCUCUUUAGGAAGAUUGACCUACGGGAGAUGAAGGGCUCCUGUUUACCGAAUUUCAGCCAGCGUCUGUCCCGCUCGUGCCUGUCGCUGCUGGGAGAGGUGGCGCGCCGACAGCCGGGCUCGCCGCGCACGCCCACGCGCCGCUCGGGGCCCGGCUCGCCCGCCACGCCGCCGCCCAGAAGGAGGCAUUUCCCAAUGGAGCAAGACUUUACUGAAGAAUGGCAGUGGUGAUGUGUUUGUUCGUUUGUCGAAAAAAUGUUUUAAUUAUAAUAAAUAUUUGGUUAAUAAAUUAAUUCACGAAAU
This is a messenger RNA of Manduca sexta (tobacco hornworm), 2400 nucleotides long. RefSeq names its product slowpoke-binding protein (gene Slob). Gene Ontology annotation, molecular function: antiporter activity; sulfate transmembrane transporter activity; oxaloacetate transmembrane transporter activity. Gene Ontology annotation, biological process: phosphate ion transmembrane transport; thiosulfate transport; succinate transmembrane transport. The record is from RefSeq and is a predicted model, not a curated record. Bases 145 to 2328 code for a protein of 727 amino acids. NCBI's taxonomy places the organism in Eukaryota, Metazoa, Arthropoda, Insecta, Lepidoptera, Sphingidae. The transcript is spliced from 16 exons.